Coregonus clupeaformis (lake whitefish) is the source of this 624-nucleotide messenger RNA. RefSeq names its product RNA-binding protein, mRNA-processing factor 2a-like. The annotation marks the transcript as partial. The transcript has 7 exons. Gene Ontology annotation, molecular function: mRNA binding. NCBI's taxonomy places the organism in Eukaryota, Metazoa, Chordata, Actinopteri, Salmoniformes, Salmonidae. The record is from RefSeq and is a predicted model, not a curated record. Gene Ontology annotation, biological process: negative regulation of smooth muscle cell differentiation.
UUUGCAUUUUGUGUUUCCAGGUACGAACUCUCUUUGUCAGCGGCCUUCCAGUUGACAUCAAGCCACGGGAACUCUACCUGCUCUUCAGACCAUUUAAGGGUUAUGAAGGAUCCCUUAUUAAGUUGACAUCAAAGCAGCCUGUCGGGCUUGUUACCUUUGAUAACCGGACUGGCGCUGAAGCGGCGAAGAACGCAUUAAACGGGAUCCGUUUUGACCCAGAGAGUCCCCAGACUCUGCGCUUAGAGUUCGCUAAAGCCAACACGAAGAUGGCAAAGAGUAAGCUGAUGGCCACUCCGAACCCCACAAAUAUCCACCCAGCUCUAGGAGCACACUUCAUUGCACGGGACCCAUAUGACCUGACGGGGGCAGCACUGAUCCCGGCCUCUCCCGAGGCGUGGGCCCCUUACCCCCUGUAUGCCACGGAGCUUCCCCCUGGGCUCCCCCACGCUGCCUUUACCUACCCGGCCGCUGCCGCCGCUGCCGCAGCCCUCCACGCCCAGAUGCGUUGGUAUCCGUCCCCGUCUGAAACCUCACAACCAGGAUGGAAAUCCCGUCAGUUCUGUUAAGUGUUUAAUGCCAUUCAGUACCUGAAGGUUUUUGAUUUUCCCUCAGAGCGGAGUAAAG